AUGGCGCUUGAGAUCCUCUCAGCGGUUACGCAUGCCCCAUACGCGGCGGGCUUCUUUUUCCUUGCUUUGUCUUACUUCGUCGUCUAUCCUCUUGUUGUGUACUUCAAGGAUACCAAAGGCCUCCGAAAAUUUCAAAACUUUAGCACUUUUUCCGGCAUUUCAAAUAUUCCUUUCAUGAUCCUGGCCCGUACGGGCGCUCGGUCAACUCACCUCACCCACCUCCACAAGGAGAAAGGCCCCAUUCUCCGCACCGGUCCCAAUACCCUUUCCUUCAGCGACGUCCGUGCCAUCAAGGAUAUCUACGGCCACGGAACCCCUUGUGUCAAGGAUGAGUCGUACGACUUGACGGCUGGCUCCCACUUCCACCUUGCCGAUGUCAUUGAUAAGCACGACCAUGCCAGAAAGCGCAAGGUUCUGUCUUCUGCCUACGCCUUGAAAAACCUCGAGGGGUGGGAACACAAGGUCGCGGAUAAGGUUGACAGACUGUUCAAGCAGCUGGAUAAGCGUUGCACUGGGCCGCUCCCCAAGGGCCAGAUGUUCCCUGAGCCCAAGGACCUCACGGUUGACUACCGCAAGUGGACAAACUUCUUCACCCUUGACGCCAUUGCCGACAUUGGUCUUUCCGAGCGCCUGGGCCUUCUUGAUCGCGGCCACGAUAGAGUUAUUGCGCAGCGCAAGGAUGGAAGCACGUGGGAAGUCGGCCUGCGGGAAUCCCUCUACCCCACAGCUCGCAAGCAGUCACUGCUUGUCUGGUCGUACGACUACUACAAGUUGAUCGAUAAGCUCUCUAACCUCAUCCCCUACUACCGCAACAUGACAAAUGCCUCCAAGGGCUGGGAUGGUAUCGUGCUUCAGCUCUCCUCUCUGCGACUUAAGCGCUACAACGCUGGCGAAAAGCUUGACGACUUCUUCCAGGCCCUUAUGGAGAGCAAAAACGGCGAGGCCAACAAUCUAGAAUGGGGCGAGAUUGUCGCGGAAAUCAACAUCAUGAUGAACGCCGGCAGCGUCACCACUGCCAUCGCCAUUGCAAACGUCCUCUACCAGCUGCUAAAGAACCCCGAGUACCUCCGACGUCUGCGUGAGGAGGUCGACAGCGUCCUUGAUCCCGAUGAGGUUAUUGCUCCUUACGACAAGGUUAAGCAUCUGCCCUACCUCCGAGCUUGCCUCGAUGAGUCCCUCCGCCUUUUCCCACCAACGCCCCACGGCCUGCCACGCAAGACGCCUCCCGAGGGAAUGUACAUCAUGGGAGAGUGGGUGCCGGGUAACACCACAGUCAGCAUGUCGGGAUUCGUUGCUCAUCGGGACGAGAUGAUCUUCCCUGAGGCCGACAAGUACUUGCCGGACAGAUGGCUUGGCGAAAAGGGCAAGGAACUCCAGCCCUACUUCCUUGCCUUCUCUGCCGGAGCAAGAGGUUGCAUUGGCCGCAACAUUUCAUAUCUGGAACAGGCUGUGCUGUUGGCUUCCGUAGUCCAUAGGUACGAGUUUGCGCUGCCACGGGACUUUGUGAUUCAAAGGGAGGAGACGAUGAACUGGCUCUUGGGAGAGAUGCCUGUUAAGAUCUGGAGGCGGCAAUUGGAAACUGAGGACAACUAG
Messenger RNA from Colletotrichum truncatum, 1593 nucleotides. RefSeq names its product benzoate 4-monooxygenase cytochrome p450. NCBI's taxonomy places the organism in Eukaryota, Fungi, Ascomycota, Sordariomycetes, Glomerellales, Glomerellaceae. The record is from RefSeq and is a predicted model, not a curated record. Gene Ontology annotation, molecular function: monooxygenase activity; iron ion binding; heme binding.